CUACUAACAAAUGAGGAACUACCUCGCUUUCAAAAUUGGCCUGACCUAAACGUCGCCUCUUCUCUCUCGCCUGACAGCCGACGCUCCACUCCUCCACCUCGUGCUCUCCAGCCAUCGUCACCCUCCCACACCUCCAGCGCCACCGUCGCACAGCAGAGGUUGCCUUCAGGGUGAAGGAACAGGGAUUUCGUGCAAGAGGAGGAACAAAAGACAAAGGAACACAACUUCAUUCACGAAGGUGCAAAAUUCUGACAAGAAAAUGAAAAAAGUUUCAAGGAACAAGAAAAAAAGAGAUGGAGAGCCACCGGAAUCGGUUAUUUCCACUAGUCAUGUUAACGAGGGUAAAAACAUUGCUGGACUGAGUGACAAAAAGAACAAAUUGAAGAAAAAGAAAAGAAGUAAAGAAAAUAGUGAUCAUGAAGGCGUUCCACAUGAUAAUGUAGGUGAAGAUGAUGUCAACCAACAAAAUGCUUUGGCAGAUAAUAUGGAUGAUGCGAAUUCUCCAAAGAAGAUGAAAAAAGCUGCAAGAAACAAAAAGAGGAAAGGCAUGGAGACAAGUGAAGUUGCUCCCCUUCCUACUCCAGAUGAUGUUAAAACCAGUGACAAGAAAAAGAAGAAAUUGAAAAAACAGAAAAAGAAAGGAAAAGAAGAUGGUGUCAUUGAGCAUAUUUUGCACUCUAACCAACAAAUCAGUAAGUCAAAGAGUAUCUCUCAAAUAAAACCCGAUGACAAUGAAGAUGGAGUUUAUGAAAUUUCCUCAGGGGAUGAGGACGAGACAACAGGAAUGAAAAGAUGGAUUGGUGAAUACCAUGGAGGUAGACCUGGAGCAGAGGUUUUGUUGCAAAGGAUCAACGACUUCUUAGUUGACCACUGGGCACAGAAGGAAAAGGAAAGAAAAGAAAAGGAGAGUGAAGCAGCAGAAGGUGGAUGGACAGUUGUGACACAUAUGAAAGGAAGGAAAAAGACGACAGAUGUGGAAAGUGGAACAACUGUUGGGUCUGUUGCUCAGGCUGCUGUCGUGGACAACAUCUCCAAAAAGAAGAAGAAACAAAACCAAGACCAAGUUGGCCUCACUUUCUAUCGUUUUCAGAGAAGAGAGGCACAAAGAAAUGAGAUUAUGAUGCUACAGAGCAAAUUUGAGCAGGACAAGAAAAGGAUACAACAGAUGAGGGCUGAAAGGAAGUUUCGACCUUAUUAGAGCACCUCACCUCACCUCAAUUCACAAAUUUUGAAUUCCGUUUUUGUCUUUAACAUUGACUGAUCAUAGAGAUUUCACUAAACUUCUGUAAAAUCUAUUCUAUGUUGUAUGGUUUAGUUUUGAAUGAUUCGAUUCUUGUCUAGUUUUGGGUUUCCAUAUGAAUUCAUUAAAGAAAAUAUUUGUUGAAUAUAUAAAUAAUUUUAGAACGUUUCUGAUUUA
This is a messenger RNA of Lactuca sativa (garden lettuce), 1417 nucleotides long. RefSeq names its product ribosomal RNA-processing 7 protein. Gene Ontology annotation, biological process: rRNA processing; ribosomal small subunit assembly. The record is from RefSeq and is a predicted model, not a curated record. NCBI's taxonomy places the organism in Eukaryota, Viridiplantae, Streptophyta, Magnoliopsida, Asterales, Asteraceae. Gene Ontology annotation, cellular component: UTP-C complex; CURI complex.